AUGAAGCUUCUUGAGAAGUUUGGAAUGAAAGAUUGCAAGUCAGUGGCAAUUCCACUUGUGGUGAAUGAGAAACUGUGCAAAGAAGAUGGAAGUGAAGCAGCAAAUGAGAGUGAAUACAGACAGAUAGUAGGGAGCUUGCUUUAUUUGACUGCCACAAGACCAGAUGUAAUGCUUGCAUCUAGCUUACUUGCUAGAUUCAUGCACAAUCCCACAAAGAAACACAUGGGAACUGCCAAAAGAGUUCUGAGAUACAUACAGGGCAUACUUGAUUUUGGCAUUGAGUUUGUGAAAGGGAAACAACUACUCUAA
This is a messenger RNA of Prunus persica (peach), 309 nucleotides long. RefSeq lists its product as uncharacterized. Bases 1 to 309 code for a protein of 102 amino acids. Lineage: Eukaryota; Viridiplantae; Streptophyta; Magnoliopsida; Rosales; Rosaceae. The record is from RefSeq and is a predicted model, not a curated record. The transcript has a single exon.